Molecule: messenger RNA, 764 nt
Organism: Micropterus salmoides (largemouth bass)
Lineage: Eukaryota; Metazoa; Chordata; Actinopteri; Centrarchiformes; Centrarchidae
Exons: 5
Coding region: 6-764 (252 amino acids)
Source: RefSeq, a predicted model, not a curated record
UGCGAAUGAUGUCACGAGCAAAAACAACCACCACCAGCGAUUGUUACAAAGCUAGCUCGGUGAAAUGUCAUCAAACACACGGAAUUCCGUUGUCAGACACGAGACCCUGGCAGUGUAUCAUGUCGGACCUGGACACCCUCGUUGUGACUUUCCAGACCCAGCUCUCAGAUGUGAUGGAGACUGUGGUAAAGACGGCCAUGUAUGAGGUCACCAGGUUGGUGGAGGACGGCUUACUGGAGGAGGUGAAGCGCAGGAGCCAGGAGGUGGAGUCCCUGAGGAUGCAGCUGCAGUGGGCUGAGAGAAAGUUAUGUGACCAAGCGGAGAAAGAAAGAGGGAAAACUGGCAAGUGUGUUGACUGUGCAAAGGAUGAUGUGGAACUGUCCAGUGACGCUGCAGAAGAAAGGCCCAAAGAACAGCAGGAUGUCAUUUUAAGAGGCUGUGGUGUGAAGAAAGAGGAUGCCUCUGUGGAAAGGUGGACAAGAAGCCUAAGACAGGAAGUCCUACCAGAGUUACCACAGGCAACAGACAGUCCUAGAGCCACUCACAGCCCUGAGAGGAAAACACAGACAAUGGAAGAAGAAGAAGAUGUGUUGCCAGCAGUGGAUGUGAAGGAAGAAGAAAUGAAUAACCCAUCUUGUUCUUCUGUGCAUUUGGGAGGGUGGAGUGGAACCCUUGAUGGUGAAGCAGGACCUGAAUCCCACAGGGCUACGAGAUGGCUGAGGAACAACCGAAACAAACUCAAGAGAACAGUGAGGAAUUAUUGA